Tremella mesenterica DSM 1558 is the source of this 3636-nucleotide messenger RNA. RefSeq lists its product as uncharacterized. The transcript has 6 exons. The annotation marks the transcript as partial. NCBI's taxonomy places the organism in Eukaryota, Fungi, Basidiomycota, Tremellomycetes, Tremellales, Tremellaceae. Gene Ontology annotation, molecular function: guanyl-nucleotide exchange factor activity. The record is from RefSeq and is a predicted model, not a curated record.
CCCGACUCACACCAACGUCGGCCUUCUGAGAACUCCUCUCUCCACCCCUUGUCAAUCAUAUCGGCAUCCUCCGACCAGCGCCGCUCGAAUGACCUCUCACCCUCGUGGGCGCAACAGUCGCAAGAGCCCGCGCAUUGGGUCCAGCAGAAAUUGCGGAUCCAUCAUAGCCAUCUUGAACACGAUGAUGAGUCUUCAAUCCAGCAAGAUGAUGAGGCCGAAGAAUGGGAGGAAGAUGAAGAGGAAGUCGAAGUGAACGAGAGUCAGUUCUUCAACCCGGCAUUCAUAAGUGAGAUGGCAUUGCAGGUCAAGGAUAAAGUGUCCAGAGGUCGGCAUGUCAAGGCGGGCAUAACUUGGGUCGGCUCUUUCACCGGUAGAGAUGUUGUCACCGCAAUACAAAACCUCCUUCCUUGGUGGACUCGCGAGUCGCCCCCCGACCGUCGUUUCGCCCUCAUUGUGGCUCACUCUUUGCAGAAUCAACUUUGGUUCGUGGAAGUAGAUUGGGACAUCAAGCCACUGUAUGACUCAUCUGAGGACGUAUAUCGUUUCAUGGGCGAGCUGGAUGGCAUGGGGGGUGGUGAUGUUUUGACAGACGAACUCCCCAAAGGCGUCAUGACCAUGGCCACUCGAUGUUAUUCCCCCAGUUGUACUGGUGACUCGAGGUGUUAUGCUCCGCGAUGCCCCUACCGAACUCCCAAUACCACCUUCCUUGUUCGUCGUACGACAACACCCGCUCAACCCACCCCGAAGCCACGACAAGGGGAAUGGAAGGACGAGGUGGAUCCAGUACUCUUGCAAGAGUUGUCCCCGCAACAGUUGAACCGUCAAAAUAUCAUACGCCAGGCUAUCGCAUCCGAGGUCCAGUACGAAGCCGAUCUGACUGCUCUGGUCAGUACCUACAUUGAUAGCCUACGUCAACCCCAAACACCUGAGCUUAUACCCCCGGAGCGAUGCGAACAAUUCAUCUCGGAUGUCUUUUCCAAUAUCUUCGAGGUGCUUGAAUCCUGUAGACGACUCAUCGAUCACUUCUCGAUUCGUCAACGCGAACAACCCAUCAUACUGUCUGUCGGGGAUAUCUUUCUUCAAGCAGCGGCUGAGUUCCGAGACAUUUACCCAGAAUAUACGGGCAAUUUGCCUAAUGCUGAAACGGUACUCAAGAGAGAGUUGGACGAGAACGCGGAGUUCAGACUAUUCUGCGAGCGUUCAGCAAGGGAUGAUCGUCGCAGAGAGAUCAAGCAUCUCAUCGCCCGGCCAAGCAUGCAAUUGCAAAGAUACCCAGCGGUUAUCGAGGCAAUGCUCACCGCCACCGAGCCCACUGAUCCAGAUUGGGAUUUCUUGAGCGAAUCUUUGGCGAGCAUACGAAACCUGUCGAGCAUAUCUCAAUUGAAGCUUUUCCACGCAUCCAAGGGGAGAGGACCGGCUGGCAAACUGCAGUGGUAUGACUUGGUGCCUGAAGGGGAGCGCGAGCUCAUGGAGAAGAAAGAGCAAAGACGCCAAAUGCAGAUAUGGGAGCUCAUUCAAGGUGAGAUGGAAUACGUGGCCGACCUGGAGACACUCGAUACUCUAUUUGUCAACGGCCUUCGAGAAUCUGACCAUCCAAUCAUCGAGAGAGGUAGUUUAGAUAACUUCCUCGACGACGUGUUUCACAACUACCGGUCAUUACUCGAAGUUCACUCUCAUCUGCUGGAAAACUUUCAACAACGUCAGCUGGAGCAACACCCUCAUUAUGGUAUGAUUAGCGACCUCAUACUAGACGCGACGCUCAACUGGCAAGACGCUUACAUGGAAUACGUCACCCAUUAUCCCAUUGCUAAAGCCAAAGUUCGACAAGAGAUAGCUACGAAUCCGAAAUUCGCCCAGUUCCUCGAUGCGUGUCUCAAGGAUCCUAGAUCAAACCGACAGGAUAUAUAUCACUUCAUCUACCGACCCAUUCCCCGAUUAUUGCGAUAUAAUCUGCUAUUGGCGGAUAUCCUCAAGAGUCUCAAGGAAGUUGCGCCGCCUAAUGAUCCCGACAUCGAGACCAUUCCACAGGUCAUGGAGCUUAUUGACAAUCUUGGGAAAGCUACUCAGACAGGUGUAGCGAUCAACGAACUCAAAGUCGAAUUAUUGGAGUUCUCUCGUUCUCUCGAUGGUAGCAAGUUCGGACCUCGUACAGUGAAAGAUCUCGAUCUGCUCGAUCCCACUCGCGAACUCAUUCAUAGAGGUAAACUCUACCGUCAGCCUGAAGGACCUAUAUCAUCUAGUUGGAUAGAACUCUUCGGGUUACUGUUCGAUAAUUACUUUGUCAUCGUCAAGCAGGAGAAAACGUCGAAGGCAUCUCGUAAAGAUUCUACUGAGCGUCCCGCACGGUAUACCAUCAACCGUCGACCGAUACCUCUCGAGCUUCUGUCUCUAGGCAACUUUACCGACGGUCCACGUGCAAGAGCAGGGAAAACCAUCUUCUCGGUCGGCGGCGGAGGUUCACAUGAGACGGAAGGUCAAAACGAACAAGCGAGCGACAAGAAUGCUUGGCCAUUCACCAUCUCUUUCAUUGGUCAAGGGCAAUUGGGCGGACAGUACAUUUUGUGGACGGAGAGUGCUGCAGCGAGGACAGAAUGGCAGGAGAAACUAAAGCAUGCCAAGGUGUUGAGGAAUGAGGUCGACGAUGCUGGAAAGGUGUUUGAGAUGACACCUUUGAUCACGCCGGAUGGACGUUCGCUCGUUGCUGUAGGCUGCGAGGAAGGUGUAUGGAUCGGUCUCCGAAGCGACCCCACUUCUUUACGCAGAGUACUACAUGUCAGAUCAGUCACCAACGUCGCCGUCCUAGAAGAUUUCGGCAUCUUCCUAGUUUUACACGAGAGAAGCUUGUUGGCGUAUACAUUGGAAGCUCUCGUACCUUCUGCAGCCAACAAUUCGGCUCGUGCGACCCCUCAAAGGUUGAGUUCGGGGAAGGAUAUCAUUUUCUUCACCGUGGGACAGUUCAAGGGCUUGACUUUGGUUUUGUAUAUGAAGAAGAAGGGUGUAAAUUCCCUCUUCCGAGUACUUGAACCUAUCCACGGUCGAAAUGCAGAAGACUCUGGCCGUCGAAAUCGUCCCUUCGGAGGUUUGCUCGGUCAAAGAACAGACUGGUUCCGAGUUUAUAAAGACUUUUUCAUUCCCACCGACGCCAUCAACGUCCAUUUCCUGAAACACAAGCUCGCCGUGGUCUGUGCAAAGGGCUUUGAAAUCAUGGAUCUUACAGAUCUGAAAGGUGGAGAACCCAACCGGGAUUAUCAAGUCAUAGAAUGGGAAGGUCGACCCGAUAGUGUCGCUUUCCAUCCUCCUUAUCUCCUACUCAUCUCCGCACCAUUUAUCGAGAUAAGACAUAUAGAUACCGCCAAACUCAUCCAGAUAUACACUGGGAGCGAUAUCCGGUUGACGUGGGAUGGGACAGGUGGACAAUCAAGACCAUUCGUGGAUAAUCCAGGUGUGAAAGGGUAUGGUGCAGAGAUUUCUUCACAAGAACCCAGAAUACAUAUCUGUCAAAGAGCCCCAAGACGUAAAUUCGACGAUCCGAUAGAACAACAUGUUUUCGAACUCACCCCGACGUUAUUGUUGAACAACCCAUUACUGAAUCCUAUACAUACACACGAUUCGAAUUACUUCCCACCUGCUCCAAUG